Micropterus dolomieu (smallmouth bass) is the source of this 2247-nucleotide messenger RNA. RefSeq names its product PC-esterase domain-containing protein 1A-like. The record is from RefSeq and is a predicted model, not a curated record. NCBI's taxonomy places the organism in Eukaryota, Metazoa, Chordata, Actinopteri, Centrarchiformes, Centrarchidae. The transcript is spliced from 10 exons. The coding region runs from base 365 to 1609 and encodes 414 amino acids.
CAUCAAAUUGGAGGCACCUGUAGCACCGUUGCAUUAGCUGUCUGUCUCGUUAGUCGAGUAGAAUAAUACGUUAAAACUUUUAUUUUUAAAGUAGAAAAAAAAAAUCUGCCAUAAACUUUUAGCUUGUAGGAGAUGUGAAACAUCUAACAUUUAAAACUGGAGAGGUUGGUUUUGGUCCUGGAACUAAAACUAAAACCGGGUUGUGAUGAUUCACUUUUCAGUAAAGUUCGUUGGACACCGUUAGCUGUUAGAUAAAAGACAAACUGAAGGUGGCAACUGCGAGAUCAUUUUUAAACGGCUAACGUUAGCGUUAGUAGUUCGCUUCAACUUUUAAAUCUAUUAAAAUCUGCCCUUACAUGCAAUAAUGAAGGAGAUAAUGCAGUGUGUGAGCCACCAGCAGGCCAGCCAGCUGCUCCAUAACAAGUUCAUUGUAGUGCUGGGAGACUCCAUUCAGCGGUCUGUGUAUAAGGACCUUGUUCAGCUGCUGCAGAAGGAGAAAUAUCUCACUUCAAGACAACUCAAGAGCAAGGGUGAAAUGAGCUUUGAACAGGACUGCCUGGUGGAAGGGGGUUGUCUAAGUCAAAUGAACAAUGGCACGGAGUAUCGGGAGGUUCGGCAGUUUCAGUCUGAUCACCACCUGGUCCGCUUCUACUUUGUGACGCGCAUCUACUCCCGCUACAUGCACAGCGUUCUGGAAGACUUCCGCCACGGCUUGAAACCAGAUGUGAUCAUUGUCAACUCCUGCGUUUGGGACAUUUCAAGAUACUAUUCCAAAUGGAUUGAUGAUUACAAGGAGAACCUACAUAAGUUCUUUGAUGAGCUGAGGGGGAUUGUGCUUGAGGAAACGCUGGUCGUAUGGAACCUCACCAUGCCCUUAGGAGAGAGGCUCAGAGGUGGUUUCCUAGUACCUGAGAUUGAGCAUAAGGCUCCACAGCUGCGCCACGAUGUAAUUGAAGCCAACUUCUACAGCGGGACUCUGGCCGACGCCUACGGGAUGGAUGUGUUGGACCUCCACUUCCAGUUCCGCUUCUCCCUGCACCAUCGUACCACUGACGGAGUCCACUGGAACGCCAUUGCCCACCGCAGGAUAACCUCUCUGCUGUUACAGCACACUUCACAGGCCUGGGGUGUCGUCAUGUCCUGCCCACUGACUGCAGUUGAGAAUACUGAGGUUACUAAUAAGCAGCCAGCCCACGGAAAGGCUACUAAACCUGCAGGUGGGUCUCCGACAUUGACAGCAUUGUGUUGGAGAGAUUUGUGCAGUGGGGUUCAUGAGAGAGAGAGAGGGAGAGAGAGAGGAGAGCACCACCCAUCAAAGGCAAAUUACAACGGCUACAAGGAGGAGUUCUUCAGCGAUUCCCUCCCUUCUGGCUACUUAAACUUUGAGGAGAACAACGUGCAGCCACGGAGAAAUCGCCUACCGGUCCACAGACGUCAGCAUAAACAUGGACAGGCCAGAGAUGCUUUCCACUACAGGCCUCCCCACCAUUUUCAGCCCUACGAGCACCAUCAUCAGUACGUCAUGAGGAACCGGCACAACAGACACCACUAUGCUCCAUACACGCAUCACAGACCCAAUCAGUACCCCCCUUAUGGCCACUACUACUGAGGCAGUAGCAGCCAGACCAGUUCAUAUUCCACUUGGUGUAAAAUACUCCAGUCUCUUGCCAUAUCUGCAGUACAUUGUUGUUUUCAGAUUCCUGUGUGUUCUAACACUUCACUAUACAACAGGCUUGUAACCAGGAGGAAGCAUUACUCUCCAAACUGCUUAGUUCACGCCCAGAUUUUAUUUAAUUCAGUGAAUGUCCUCCGACACACACUGGUGCUUUUUCUUGUUAUUGUACUCUUACUUGUUUAGAAAUUUAAAUUUGAGUUAGAUUUUAAUUAUUUCAUUUCAAACUCUUUUUAAUUCUGCAGAUCAAAUGUCAGGUGCUAUGUUCUAAUAAAGUUGAUAAGAUUUAAGAAGACUUGAAUCUUCUAAAUGAAUGGCCCUUCUGAUGUCAUGUCCCACACAGCUCAUUGUAGUCCCUUAUUUCCACAUGAGAUAUGUAACCAUAGAAAGUGGUAGAGACUGUGGAUCAGUUUGCGUAAGCCAGAAACAUUGAACAUCCACUGAACCAGAUUGUCUAAUAACUGCUUUGGCUUUGCAUCUUCAGCGGCGUUGUUCCUAACGUAGCUUUACCAAGCUCAAAUUACUGAUGUUGGAGGGGAAAAACUUAAAUUAAAUAAAAUGGAGUCUGUAACAGA